AUGGCAUCCACCACCAACUACCAAGCGCCCGACGAAGCGUUCUUCACUCGAGCCGAUAAUGUUGUUCUUGAGGUUCUGUACCGGGACAUCAACAAUUUCGAAGACAAAGAUAUAGGUUCGACUAAACUGGAAAAUGCCGCUUCUGAUGACUCCGCGCUGGAGGUACUGAGCAGCAUCAACGAUCCAAAACAUCCGAAUUUCCAACCUACAAUCUUCUCGUCUUGGGACCACAAUCUCAGCGAUUUUCAAAGCCCAAGAGGCAUUCGAGAUCUGUUCAUGAAAGAAUACGUAAAAUGGGCUAGAACGAUUGUCAGGCAUCAAACUGAUGUGGUCUUUCUCUCGCACAUAAUAGUGUAUUUUACCACCGCCCUGCCAAGUGCAUUGUAUCUGUACUAUAACUUCAACAUCUUCCAUGGAUUUGCUCACAUACUUUACAUUGUGUGGUGCUCAGGCGCUUUCACUCUCAUGAUGCAUAAUCACAUCCACAACAACGGAGUACUGGCCAAAAAAUACGCGGCUUUCGACUGGACCUUUCCUUACAUUCUGGAACCGCUCAUGGGCCAUACCUGGGACUCAUACUACUAUCACCACGUCAAGGCUCAUCACGUCGAAGGAAAUGGACCAGAUGAUCUAUCAACCACGAUUCGAUACCAACGAGACUCAAUUCUUGCGUUUUUACACUAUGAAGCACGAUUCAUGUUUCUCUGCUGGUUCGACCUUCCAAUGUACUUUAUUUCAAAGAACAAGUAUAACUUGGCAUUUCGAGUCGCUUGUACAGAGCUAGGCUCAUACACUGCGAUGUAUUUCCUUGCACGAUGGAACUUCAAACCGACUCUCUUUGCGCUGCUUCUACCAUUCUUCAUUCUUCGGCUGGGAUUGAUGAUUGGUAAUUGGGGUCAACAUGCGCUCGUGGAUGAUGUAGACCCAAACUCUGACUUCCGAUCCAGUAUCACGUUGAUUGAUGUACCUUCCAACCGAUUUUGCUUCAAUGACGGCUACCACACCUCGCAUCAUCUCAACCCACUUCGUCACUGGAGAGAUCACCCAAACGCUUUCUUGUCAGCAAAAGAACGUUACAUGAAUGAAGGUGCAUUAGUAUUUCAGAACAUCGAUUACCUGGAGAUUACCUACCGAGUUCUCACCAAGAAUUACAUGCAUCUGGCGAAGAAACUCGUGCCAAUGGGUUCGCAGAUAGGCAUGUCUCAACAAGAGUUAGCUGACAUGUUACGAUUGAAGACACGAAAGUUUAGCGAAAAGGAGAUUGCUGCUAAAUUUAAGAAGUAG
Messenger RNA from Glarea lozoyensis ATCC 20868, 1284 nucleotides. RefSeq lists its product as uncharacterized. Gene Ontology annotation, biological process: lipid metabolic process. The record is from RefSeq and is a predicted model, not a curated record. The transcript is spliced from 2 exons. Lineage: Eukaryota; Fungi; Ascomycota; Leotiomycetes; Helotiales; Helotiaceae. Bases 1 to 1284 code for a protein of 427 amino acids.